This is a messenger RNA of Alligator mississippiensis (American alligator), 8644 nucleotides long. It is a transcript of the gene WNT3A, whose product is annotated as Wnt family member 3A. Gene Ontology annotation, cellular component: extracellular region. Gene Ontology annotation, biological process: cell fate commitment; canonical Wnt signaling pathway; neuron differentiation. The record is from RefSeq and is a predicted model, not a curated record. NCBI's taxonomy places the organism in Eukaryota, Metazoa, Chordata, Crocodylia, Alligatoridae. Bases 676 to 1734 code for a protein of 352 amino acids. Gene Ontology annotation, molecular function: cytokine activity; frizzled binding. The transcript is spliced from 4 exons.
CACCCAGGGAGUGAAAUCCGGGCAGGUUGUUAUAGCUACCCAAAUCCGCAGGGGUCCCCCUGUCUAUUUAUACCCCUUAAAUCUUCCUCUCCACCCCCCACCCACCCUUUUUUUUUAAGCUACAUUUUAUCCGUGGCUUGUGGGCCAACGUGCCCCUAAUGACUAUUAAAACACUAUCUCUUUGCAAUUAGCUCAUUCCUGCCUUAGCGUUCCUGAUUGACAGAGGAAGCUGGAGCAUCAGAAUUCUCCCUUUGGCAAUAAGUGCUGAUUGGGUCCUUUUAAAGAGAGCUACUUCAAACUUUUUUUUUUCUUUUUCUUUUUUUUUUUUUUUUUUUUUUUUAAUAUUUGCCUUCAGUGUCUUGGCUGAGAGAAGAGGGUUUUUUUGCGUUUUUUUUUUUUUUUUUUUUUUAACCUCUCUUGAGAUUUUUGCUUGAGAGGAGUAGAGGAAGGAAGAGAAAAAGGAUUUACCUGGCUUGGGCUUGAGACUUGGCUUUUCUUUUCUUUUCUUUAAUUAUUUUGUAUUAUUAUUGUUCUGAUUACUGACAUCCAUCAUCAUACCUCAGAAGAAAGAAAAGUUUUGGCAACUCUGGUUUCCCCCUUCCAAAAAAAAAAAAAAAAAAAAAAGAAGAAAAAAAAAAAAAGGGCAACAAAAAGGGACAUUUUUUUUUUUUAUCCAUGGCCUCUUUUGGAUAUUUCCUGUUUCUUUGUGGGUUGAGUCAAGCGAUGUCAAGUUACCCAAUCUGGUGGUCCUUGGCCAUUGGCCACCAGUACUCGUCCCUGGGAACUCAGCCCAUCCUCUGCGGCAGCAUCCCCGGGCUGGUCCCCAAACAGCUGCGCUUCUGUCGAAACUAUGUGGAGAUCAUGCCCAGCGUCGCCGAAGGCGUCAAGAUUGGGAUUCAGGAGUGCCAGCACCAAUUCCGCGGGCGGCGGUGGAACUGCACCACGGUCAACGACAGCCUGGCCAUCUUUGGGCCGGUUCUGGACAAAGCUACCAGGGAGUCGGCCUUCGUCCACGCCAUUGCCUCCGCUGGCGUGGCCUUCGCCGUGACCCGGUCCUGUGCUGAGGGCUCGGCCACCAUCUGUGGCUGCGACACCCGCCACAAAGGGCCCCCCGGUGAAGGCUGGAAAUGGGGAGGUUGCAGCGAGGACGUGGAGUUUGGAAGCAUGGUGUCUCGGGAGUUCGCGGACGCCCGGGAGAACAGGCCAGACGCUCGGUCAGCCAUGAACAGACACAACAACGAAGCUGGGAGAACUUCUAUUAUUGAACUCAUGCAUCUCAAGUGCAAAUGUCACGGGCUGUCGGGCAGCUGUGAAGUGAAGACGUGCUGGUGGUCCCAACCAGACUUCAGGGUCAUUGGUGACUAUCUCAAGGACAAGUACGACAGCGCUUCCGAAAUGGUUGUGGAGAAGCACCGGGAAUCCCGUGGCUGGGUGGAGACACUGAGGCCCAAAUACAACUUUUUCAAGGCCCCAACUGAGAAAGACCUGGUUUACUAUGAGAACUCACCGAACUUUUGUGAGCCUAACCCUGAGACCGGCUCCUUUGGGACCCGCGAUCGGAUCUGCAACGUCACCUCCCACGGGAUAGAUGGAUGCGACCUGUUGUGCUGCGGCCGCGGGCACAACACGAGGACUGAGAAAAGGAAAGAGAAGUGCCACUGUAUCUUCCACUGGUGUUGCUAUGUCCGUUGUCAGGAAUGCAUACGAGUCUACGAUGUCCACACGUGCAAAUAAAGCCGGACGUCUCUCUGGAGGCUCCCCGUGGAGGAACAGACUAGAGCCUACAUCUUCCGAGGUUGCGUAUGUGAGAGAGCGCUACUUUUUUAUAUUAAAAGAAUAAAAAGGCUAAAACUGGUUGGAUAGAAUAGGUCUAAUGACUUCUUGGCUUUCCCAAGAUCUACCUGCAGGUAACAAAAAGGUCGUGCCCAGAUUAUCCCUCCUGUAGGAGACUGUGAUUUCUUUAACUAGCCAACAACACGGAGCUGAGAAGAAGAUCAUUAGCAAGAGCGUGAGUCUGCUUCUCCCUUCCCUUUUGCAGGAGCAACUCAUGGUAUUAAGUGCCCUUUGAAAGACUUGCAUUUUCCUAAAUACCGCCUUUCCUAACCAGGAGAGAGGCUAUAUUAGAAAUCCCCAAUGCCAAGAUGCUGUGUAUAAAAUGAGUGGCAAAAAUAAAUUUAAAAAGGGUUGAUUCAUUAAUUUAAAAAAUCCUCCUUCUCCUUCUCCUGGGAACAGGAGAAGUCUGCAAACAUUUUUUAGCGCUAUAGCAUGGACAAGCUAUUAGCAUGGACUUUUUAACAUAGUGGCUUCUGCCAGAUACGCCAUAGCACGAAGCGACGCAUAUAGUGCUUCUGCGGAGCGAGAGCAAGACUACGGCUGGAUCUCUACAGAGGGCCCACUGACACUCCUGUAUUGCACGUGCUGUAGGAUGUGAUUUGCACACAUACGCCGUGUAUAAACGCUCAGUGCCUGGAGUGGAUCACGAAGAGGACGUAGGAUGUGCAUGGCCACUGGGACAGAAAUGGCUCUUUUCUCCCCCAACUCACACGACCAGAGACAGUGUCCCAGCCGCGGGUUGUGACAUAGCAAUGCAGCAAGAAGACUCCCAAUGAGCCAUGCCGGGCACCGCAGGCCUCUGGAUGGAGGUAGAGCCUUUUCGCUGGCGAUGAUCCAGGCGAUCGUGUCUCCUUGCAUCCCAGACCAUCGUGGUAAAGGGAAAAAUGGGAAAAGUUUUCCCCUCCCCUUCUGCUUAAAACACAAUGUAAUUACCGCUGGAAAGUGAAAGUGCACUUAGUUCAUUUCAUCGUCUCCAUCGAGCUCACUCAAGCUUCCUUAUUGCAGUCCUUAGAGCAGAAGCUUGUCAGGAAUACGGUCCUGAAGGACAAUUUGUCAUCUGUUACCUAGACACGGCCCUGAACCAAACCCCCAACUUGGAACCGCAUCAGACUCUGGCUCGGUUUGGAUCCAAAUGCCGUUCUGGCAUUCAGUACCCGUCUCUGUCCCAGGCUGGAUCAAAACCUGGGAACUGAACCAGCCCAGACUGGGAGCAGAGUUUAGAUCUGUGCCCUCUGUGCAAAGCUGCCGCCUUUCUGCUAUUGCAAUCUCGGUUCUGUGACUCCCUUCCCAUGCAUGUGUUUCAAGCUGCUGUACUUAUUAGGGUCACCCGUUUACAGUAACAUCUAACUUGCUGUAGGGUUAUCAGGGCUUCACUUGGAGCGAUGGGUUCUUCGGUCUGUAUCUCCACUCAUCCAUGCUGGGCUUCGUACCAGUGUAAAUCAACCACAUUUGAGUUACGCCUGGCAUAUGUUGCUCUGAGUGAGUGGUCAAUCAGGCAUAGAGUCACGGUGUGGUUAUCUCUUACCUCCUUUGUCUCCUUCCUCCUCUUCCCUUCAUCUUGGGCUUCCAUGAUGAGAAAUAGACCACUGUUUUUAUUUUCACCCUCGAGAAAUGGGGAUUUUAGAGAGCUCUUCGGACUUUUUCCAUGAACCGCAGCGACAGCUGCAGCUAGACCAUGGGCAAGCUUGUGACUACCAACUUGCAUAGGGAAGAAAUACCACUCAUUCCUCCUUCCCCUAUCUGCUUAUACCCUGAAACCAGAGCAGAUGAGCAGGCAGCAUUCAGGAGAGGCAAGGAACAGAGCCUAACCCCAGCAGAACAAAGUGGAGUUGGAGCGGUGCCUCAAAGGGGAUGCAUCUGAGUUACGGCAUCCCCUGGGAUAACUCUUAGGUUGGAGCAGCUCAGGACUGUGCCUAGGAGUCAAUUGAUGGAGUCAGUUCUCUCCAGGUUCCCCCCAGGCUGUCUGAUGCUAGGGUGACUUCUGCUUAGGCAAGGAGAGAGAGAACAAAAGAAAAAAAAGAUGAAUAGAGAAUGAAGUCGUUGCUGAGAGAAAUGGCUGAGGUUACAGCUAUUCAAGUGUUUGCUUUAAAAAAGGAAGAUAUCACCCAAGUAUUUUAGAAAUCCAUGUGUCAGGUUCCUUAAGCUGGAAAAGGGCGGGUAUGGAGAAAUGAAGGCAAUUGUUGAAGACCACGAGUCAGUGGUAGGACUCGCAUGGAGAAGAUGUUAGUCACGUACCUGAACGCUUUUCUAGAAAGAACUUGAUUGCUGCACUCCUGAGAAUUGUACGAGACCCUAAGUAGCACAGGACGCAGGUGUAUAUAGUUAACGAACAUAGACAAUGAUAGCUCAAAUUUGCUGCUAAGCCUACUUCCAUUGACUUCUGUGGGGUGAUACCAGCAGAGAAUUUAGCCAUACUUCAUAGUGAGGCAUCUAGUCCUGCUCAGCGGACUUGCAAAACUAGUGUUCAAGAGGCUGGGCGUACCCUGGAAGAGCUUGAAGGCGUAAUUAUGAUCUCACACCACUACCCCAGCACCCUCGUAACUUCAGUAAUCUUCUUCCUAACUUGCAGUGGUCUAGGGCAGAUCAGAAUCAAGCCCCAUACGAGUAGUUGCUUUACGCUUAGGAAGUGCAGAGAAAAGCCUGGGUCAUGGCAGGUAGGUCAAGAAAAGUAGCAGUCUGCCAUGGAGAUGAACCUCAAGCUACAUCAACCAGUCCUGGGUUCAAGCAUCCCACCGCUUGAGCCCGUCCAUGCAGAUCAACGGAUCUGAAUCUAGGCCCACAUGUAAUUUUUCAACAUCUUCAUUUUUAUGAUGGACUCAUUCAUCUCCCAUUCUAGCAUUGCUAAAAAGAGGAGCAGGGCCAAUUAUCUCCCAUGAAAUUCAAUGAAAAAACACCCACAUCUUUGUUUAAUGGACCCAAAUGCAUUUGGAGGGUCUAGACCCGGCUCUGAGUCUCCAUGCCUACGGGGAGGGGGAGGACAGAGAGGCCGUGUAAGCAUAGGCCUGGGAACGAGGUAUUCUUAAGGUCUAACGUUAGCCCUAAAAUUGAUCCAACCUAUAACCUUAGCCAAGUCAUUUGGGGCUUCAUUUUCCAAAGCAGCCAUUGAUUUGAGGAAUCCAGCUUAUGACACCUUUUUUGUUGGGCUUUCAAAUGCCGAAGUACCGCGCAUCAGAGACUGCUUUUUGGAAAAUGUAAAUUAUGACCUCUAUCUGCCCCAAGGAGAGAAACUGUCUGGAGAGCAGUUGGAGUGCUAAGAAGACUCAUCCUCUUAAACAAUAUUCCCAUUUACGUUGCCUUUCCUUUCCACCUUUAUUUAUUCGGUAAGGAGAGAGAACGCGCCGAAGACAAAAGACCCGGCAUCAUUCACCUCCCGCCGGUGACAAAUGUGAACUGUCCAGCGCAACCUUAAUAAAACACUGUACGGUCCCCUUGUCUCGUGUGUGUAACCAAUUGUGUCCUGGAUGCAAAAGAUUGGUGCCAAUAACAGGGGGAAAGUAGAUCAAUCCAAGAAACACCGAUGUAACUAAAACACCCACGAGAAAGAACAAAAAUACAGAAUCCAUUUUUUUUCUCUAUAAUGCUGCUAUCAAUCCAAGACUUACUGGAGCUAUACAGACAGAUACAACGAGUCCUGUUCAACCCUGGCCCAGCUCCAUCGCAGCCCCUGGAGUUAUACCAGGGAUGAAUUUGACCUGAUGGAGUUUCUUUCUAUGAAAGACAUAGAGGGAUUUUUUUAAGACUUUUUUUUUUUUUUAAAUGAGAACAGAAUUGAAAAAAAAUAGGAAAAAAGAGGGGUGAUUGUGUGAUGUUUUCUACUCAUUGAUGUCUGAGGUACCUGAGCAGGAGGUGAAGGCUUUUAAUAGGGGCGUGCCAUGCUGGACUCGGUGGGUCUGCUCCAAAGCUUAUUAAAGUCACUGGGAAUCUGCCCACUUACUUCAAUGGGCUUUGUGAGAAUUUUUUACCUUGUGAUAUUUUUUACCAGCCCAGCGGUAUGACUGGUAUAGACAGAGGCAAGCUUUCGGGUAUUACAGCACCCUUCCUUAGGGCUCGCAGCAACAAUGGGCUUUGCAUCUCGACUUUGACAGUCAGGACCCAACCCCAAGAAAAGACUGAAUAUUAUAGGCUUCUCAAUUGGCUGUAGAUAUUUGUAGCGUGCCUUUCCAUAGCUAAUCCAUCUACAGGAAAACAGCCUUCUAGUGCUGCCCAUUACUGAGCUGGCGCGGUCGAGUUGGGCGGCAAAGCUCCUGGAUAAUGCACAAUGGAGAGUCAUGGGAUACACCUCCUGGGAGUCGCGGGCACUUACCUGCCUCGAGGAUCCAGUCUUCUGUGCAACCGUAGGUUUCUCUGGAUGCCUUAACUGCAUGUCUGAGAAGAAAGACCGCUAGUAAACCCAGCACGUAAAAAGCCAUAUAGUGAGACUAUACCAGGGACAAAGACACCAGCCAUUGCAGCACAGCAUAAUCUUUGGUGGCAAAUGAUAAGAAAAGGACAUCUCGUCCUCUUCUGCCGUGAGCCUUUCCUUCUCAAGAGCAGACGCGACCAAGCAGAGGAUGCUCCUCAGAUAGUGAUGUAUGCAGGGAAAUGGGCAGUGGGAUCUGUCUUGUGUAUAUAGCUGGACAUCUACCCCCUAGCAGAAAUUUGAUGAAAGGGAGGAAUAAGAUGUUGUGAGACGAGGAGGGAGGUUGCGUGGGGUGAUAGAAAGGCUGUACUCCAUGUUUCCUUCAUCAGCCAGAUCUCUCCAGGCCAGCUGCAAAAUGCUAGCUCAGAUGACAGUGCUGGGGCCCAUCUCUCUGAGGUCUUCCUUCUCCUCCUGGGCACCAGGGCCAUUUGGGUUGCUUUCCCCAGGCUCUGAUUGCAUCUCCUUCCACAGCUCAGGCCCCUAUGGCAGCACCUGGUCCCAUGGCCUUCCUCCCUCUCUCCUACCCUCCAGCAAGAGCUAUUGAUUUUUUUGCAUCCUGGGUAAGAGUCUGUGCUGGACCUCAUUUGGCCAUCACAAGACACAAGACAUUGCAUCUGGCUGAGGACCCACGUCUUCCAAUGGUCUUACCUUCUGACACUGCCGCCGACUCACGGUGUGACCUUAGAUAAGUCCAUACCCAUUUCCUUUUGCAUCGGUUUCCUCAUGCGUAUGGCAGGGGAUAAUGACCGUUCUCAUUGUAAGACUUGACUGGGGAAGUUUGCAAGGCACAUGGGAGGCAGAUGGGCUAGACCCAAAGCACCUCAGCAGGAACUACGUUCCUAACUCCUUUAGGUCGCUUUGGGAAUCAGCCAAUGGGCUCUUACAAUGGGAACCUGUAUGUGGGCUGUAAUGCCCAACAAACUCCAUUGACAUCAACUCCAUGACUCCAAAUUUAUACCGAUACAAGAGGCAACACAGUGUGGGCCUAGUCCUUGCAAACACUUCUUUGGGUCUACAUGAGGGAUGGGCUAGCGAACCUACGAUGCAUUGUCUGUGCGCAUGAGACACAUCUCUGCUAUUCUUGCUCUGACCACACGACGAUAAUGGAGAAGACCCAGCAAAAUCCUGAUGCUUUAUGAAUCUAAUCCAGGCAGGGAGAUCUCCCUGGUUGCAAGGGUCACAAGAAUCUUUUUCCACUUGGCUUUUGCUCCCUCUUUCUAGGCCGGCCUCUCCUCCCGGUGUGGCUCAUGGAGGCCCCUGGAUUGGAGGGAAGCCUUUCUCAGCCAUACGUGGGUGCCGGCGAUGGGCUAGGAAGCUUUCCCAGAUCUCCUUUAUCAUUUUCCAGGUUGCUUCUCCUUUAUUUAUUAGUAUUUAUUUAUUUCUCAUCGCUCAGCCCUCUUCACCAAAAUGAACCCGGGGCAUGACUGCUACAGGCACAGGCUGGAACAUGCUCCUACAGUGCUCUGGGCUUCUCGGGGGGGCAUCAUUUUGAUCCAGAUCCCUUCCCAGCAUGAACCUGAUGCCACCAGCAACCAACAAAGCAUAAGAGGCCCGAUUCUUUCCAACGUAGGCUCCCAAACCCUCCCACUGUGAGGACACCCUUCCCAAAACCGUGACCCUACACCCCAUUGCCAAGUCCGUCAAAGUCAUAAGCCACCCCUAUACUCCCGGCUGCUGAGCUCUCUCACCCCCACAAUGGGCUGCAAUCCAACCUUAAGCCUCAAUGUCCUGUUCUGCAUGGAGCCCGACCAACCCUUCCUGCCCUGCUCGCAUCCCAUCAGUGCCCGUAGCUCCUUGAGGGAUCCCUCUCUUUGCUUUGGAGGAUCCAACAAUCCUGUCAGCUGUGCCGAAGGCCCGAGACACCACCCCACAGCUGGCACAGCGCCACAGCCGAUCAGACAAGCAUGUCGAUCAGUCAUUUCAAUGCCUUCACACGUGGCGGGGGGCUCACCCACCCAGCACCCUCUCCCCUUCAAACACUUCCUGCCCCAACCCGUGCUACAUCACCCCAUAGUCCGUCAUCCCUUCCACCCCUCCGUUCCCUUGUACAGGAUGCACAUAUUAUAAAACCUGAAAUUCCAAAGCUAUUGUAUAAAGUAGGAGUGUCACCUUCUUUUUUUCUUUUUUUUUUUUUGGUUAAGUCUGAUUUUUUUUUAUGAUUAUUUAUUUUAUGAAUAAAUGUAUAUAUUAGCAAGAGUAUAUAUUUGCAGAAAUAACUCUUCGGGACAGUGUUGUGGCUGAGCGGUGGUGCUUGUGACCUCAUUGUCUUCUCCCUUAUUUUCUACUGACCGCACACUAGCGACAUCUAGUCACUGUUUUUUGGGGUUUUUUUGUUUUGUUACCAGUUAAGUUUGAUAGCUGUGUUAACUUUAUAAUGAAAAUUAAAAAAAAAAAAAAAUGCAUUCAUUUUAA